AUUCAAUUGACAGGAAUUGGAAGGCAAGUGUUUACCUCUGGUCGAGAUUACGCAGCAGAAUAGUUUUCCUUGUAUUAGUUCUCAGGUUAGUUGUUCAAGUUAAGGAUGGAGAAGUUGCAUGAAGUGGAGUGGGCUGAGGCACAAAAGAUUUCAAUCACUGUAGACUUAGUAGCUGCAGCUAAACAGCAGCUAAGUUUUCUAGCAGAGGUUGACAAGCACCGAGAACUCUACGAGGGUCCUGCUUUAGACCGGGCCAUUUACAGGUACAGAUAUUGCUGGCUUCCUUUGCUUGCCAAACAUCUGCAGGCUCAAGUUUCAGAAGGUCCUUUGGUUGUGCCACUUGAUUGUGAAUGGAUUUGGCAUUGUCAUAGGCUCAACCCGGUGCAUUACAUUAAGGACUGUAAGGAAUUCUAUGGCAAAAUCCUCGGCAACUGGAAUAUUGUAUCCUCUACUCAAGCAACCUGCAAAAAGCAAACUGAAGAAAUUUGGAAUAGGAUGUAUCCUAACGAACCAUAUGAACUGAAAUUGAGCUCUCAGAUAUCAGUGGCUAGUGGGGACAAUGUUCAGCAAGCUCAGAAAAGCACCAAUUAUGAUCUAAUUUCUGCUGUCAAAAGGCAGAGUCCAUUCUAUUAUCAGGUAUCCAGAGCCCAUAUGAAUGACGAUAGCUUUCUUCAAGAAUCUGUGGCUAGAUAUAAGGGAUUUCUGCAUUUGAUCAAAAGAAAUCAAGAGAGGUCAAUCAGGCAGUUCUGCGUUCCAACUUAUGACAUUGACCUCAUCUGGCACUCUCACCAACUGCACCCCGUGGCCUAUUGCAAAGAUCUGGUGGCAAUAAUAGGGAGGGUGUUAGAGCAUGAUGACACCGAUUCUGAUAGAACCAAAGGUAAAAAGCUAGAUACUGGAUUUUCAGGAACCACAAAGCAAUGGGGAGAGACAUUCGGUUCUAGGUAUUGGAGGGCAGGAGCUAUGUAUAGAGGCAGGGCUCCGUCUCUUCUCGCAACCGAUGCGAGAAAGCUGGACACAUCGGGCAAGAAGGGGGUUGACUUCAGUGAGUAUAAAAGUACGAUUACAAUUUCCAAAAAAUUGUUUGCGGAGGUUAUGCUAGAAAUUGUUGGGGUCGGAGACUUACCAGCUGAGCAUAGAGGAAACCUCAUUGCAACAUUCAGUAAGAAACAACCAGACACAUUUUUCCAUGGCAAGACGAGAUUAAAUAUCUCGUUCGACACAGGGGAGAAACAAAUUGCUGUUUUCCAAUGCGAACCGGUGGGAGAACUCGUCUGUGAACUCGCGUCAUAUUCACCUACUGUUCUGCGUGCUGCAAGUCCUGCCAAAAUGUUAGGGACAGCAUCAAUCUCCUUACAGGACCUUGUGAAACCAGGUUCACCACUUUCAGUCGAGAAAUGGUUUGAACUGAUGCCACAUUCCAGAACUGUGGGUUCCCAGCCCAUCAAUCUACGCAUUGCAAUAUCUUUCACUCCUCCAAUCCUAGCACCAUUUAUAAUGAACUUGGUUAAAAUGGACGGAGGUGGGAAUUUUAAUGGAGGGAGUAAUUAUAGUGCUGUACAUGAAAUGAAGAUGGACGGAGGGGCAAAUUGUAAUGGAGGGAGCAAUUACAAUGGUGGGGGAAAUUGUAACGGAGGGAGCAAUUACAAUGGCGGAGGAAAUUGUAAUGGAGGGAGCAAUUACAAUGGAGGGGGAAAUUGUAACGGAGGGAGUAAUUACAAUCAAGUUGGCAUUGCAGCAGAAACAGUGAAGGGUAGUCAUUGCACAUACACCGCAGAAGAUAUUGUGAAGAGUAGUCAUUGCCUACCUAGCGACUACUGUAUAGGAGAUAUAGUGAAGAGUAGUCAUUGCGGGGGUUGCGGUGGAUGUGGGGGAGGGGGAGGGGGCUGUAGAGGUGGUGGUUGUGGUGGGUGUCACGGUGGCUGUGGACACUGAAAUAAAUAGCUCUAUGCAAGUUAAUGAAAAGACGAGUCGUGCACUCCACCAGCCACAAAAUGGCACAUUAUAUGUAGCGAUAGCCUACUUAGACAAGCUAAUGCUUAAAUAAUGUGAUGAUGUUUCAUCGGCUAAUAAAAGAAAAAGACUGCUCUGAUUCUCCCAAGUUUUAUCUAUAAACAUACUAGUGUUGCUCUGUCUCUGUCAUGUAUAUUUCUUCAAUAAAGGGAUGAAAUUUAAAUA
Molecule: messenger RNA, 2178 nt
Organism: Ricinus communis (castor bean)
Lineage: Eukaryota; Viridiplantae; Streptophyta; Magnoliopsida; Malpighiales; Euphorbiaceae
Product: glycine-rich domain-containing protein 1
Exons: 5
Coding region: 106-1935 (609 amino acids)
Source: RefSeq, a predicted model, not a curated record